Molecule: messenger RNA, 633 nt
Organism: Trypanosoma cruzi
Lineage: Eukaryota; Euglenozoa; Kinetoplastea; Trypanosomatida; Trypanosomatidae
Product: mucin TcMUCII, putative
Exons: 1
Coding region: 1-633 (210 amino acids)
Source: RefSeq, a predicted model, not a curated record
AUGAUGACGUGCCGUCUGCUGUGCGCCCUGUUGGUGCUUGCCCUGUGCUGCUACCCUUCCUUAUGCGCGUCAGAGACUCAGCAGAAUCAAGCUCAGGCUGAUGGAAACGACUCCAGGACCCCACCCCCUCCACCAGAGCCAUCAACCACAACGACGACCGGUGAUCCAAAGCCCCCUGUAUCAGAGUCAACACGUGGGGAUACCGGUCUCUCAGGGUCCUCAAGCUCAGGGCCCGUUAAUGAACCGGAAACACCUACCGGGGAAAACAGUUCGAAGAGUACGGUGAUGCAAUCAGUUGACACGAAAAAAACGGCAAAGACAGACGGUACGGCAGGGACAAAAAGUCUCACGCACCCAUCUGCAGAGAAAGCAGGUCAGAACGCCGAAGCUUCUGCCAAGACAACCACGACAACCACCACUACAACACAGCCACCAACUACAACGACCACGACUACGACGACCACCACUGCGCCAGAGGCACCAAGCACUACGACUACGGAGGCACCAACUACGACGACCACCCGCGCACCGUCACGUCUUCGCGUAAUCGACGGCAGCCUCGGCAGCUCUGCGUGGGUGUGUGGCCCGCUACUGCUCGCCGUAUCCGCGCUGGCGUACACCACUGUGGGCUGA